Molecule: messenger RNA, 763 nt
Organism: Trichobilharzia regenti
Lineage: Eukaryota; Metazoa; Platyhelminthes; Trematoda; Strigeidida; Schistosomatidae
Source: the annotation of a GenBank genome assembly
AAAUAACAUAUAAUGAAGGUCGCGCUGCUACUCGCGCGCCCUCUAAAGGUGAGAGUUUCGUUGUCACGUUGUGCGGUUCUGAAGAUUCCAUUUGUUUCUGGAGCCAUUUUGGAAUAUGCUCUAAAGCCCUUACUUGCAGAGAUCGCUAUUCUCAAAGUAUUUCAUGGAUCCUUAAAAAGAAACUAUAUUGCAUUUCCGCUGUCUCAUAUCUAUUGAAUAAUGCCUGUUCUGUUUUGCCCACUUUGCCACUCUUUAUUAAUGAUUGAAGAAUCAGCACAUUGUUAUUCACUAAAUUGUUCUGCACCUACUUGUUCUUACCGAUGGUUUGUUACCCAACCCCUGGUUUUGGAACAUAAACCGAGACAAGACCUCCGUCUACGCCUAGAAGAAGACGCCGUUUUCUCUGUUGACGAUGAAUACAGCUCCUCUGCUCAAAUAGAUGAAAAAUGUCCUAAAUGUAAUCAUACACGAGCGUAUUUUGUUCAAAUGCAAACUCGUUCAGCUGAUGAACCCAGCACAAUCAAAUACUCUUGUAUGAAGUGUCAUCACAUAUGGACUGAACGGUGACAAGUGGGAUGCUUUUAUUGAAGCAUAAAUGUAAAACUAGCUAACGAUUUUCUCUGCCUACAGUAUUUUUGUGUUCUAUUUUGUAUAUAAAGCAAAUAGGUUUGCCCUAUUGUACAGAACAGUUUCUUCACUUUUGCGUAUGUAACUGGUUGUAAAUAAAUGUUUUAAAUAUUGAAUUAAAUGAAACGUAACCUCA